Hermetia illucens (black soldier fly) is the source of this 1595-nucleotide messenger RNA. RefSeq lists its product as uncharacterized. Gene Ontology annotation, biological process: protein peptidyl-prolyl isomerization. NCBI's taxonomy places the organism in Eukaryota, Metazoa, Arthropoda, Insecta, Diptera, Stratiomyidae. The transcript is spliced from 10 exons. The coding region runs from base 70 to 1533 and encodes 487 amino acids. The record is from RefSeq and is a predicted model, not a curated record. Gene Ontology annotation, molecular function: peptidyl-prolyl cis-trans isomerase activity.
AUUAUUUGUUUCCAAUUUUAGCCGUUGAAUUACUUUCUCUAUUGUCGUGUUACUUCAAAAUUAUUCAUAAUGAGCCUCAUUGCCAGCAGAUGUAAGUGCUCCAAAGACACGGAUUUAUAUGAGAUACCAAGCAUCGUCCAGAGAUAUUCGAAGAUAUCGCCGCAGCUUUCGAUCCAUCAAAAGGAUCGCAAUGCGGAUGCUUACAAAGCUUUUAUGAAAAAAAUUAGCGGAAAUGGACGCGAAAUCAUAUUGGAAACGACUAUGCUCCAUGGAGAUGAUAAUACCGCGAAAAAAGGUGGUGGAGAUUCUAAGCUUUUGACACGAUUAAAUCCCUCCAAAGAGGGUUCAAACAGAUACAGCAAGGAUCAUUUCGGGAGUACCAUCCCCGAUGAGUUCAAUGAACAACGUGCAGAUGCUACUGUUUUUACAUCGGAAGAGAAGGAGAAAAUGUUUGCCGAAAUGAUGAGUCCAUGGAUGAAAGCUAAGCCUCAAAAGCAGGCCAAUUCCAAGAUAAUUAUAAGCGGAGAAAAGAAAAUAGAUGAGAGAAAUCACAAGGUACAGACUAUUAUUUCCAAUCCUUUUGCUUUUCAUAUCUUAUCCAAACUUCAGGACAAGAAGAAGCAAAUUGAUGCGAAAGCGGCUUCCAAGAACGAAAAUGAAUUUGAAGAAUUCAUGGCAAACGCAACAGUUCAAGAUUUGCAGAGAUAUUUCCGAACUAUAUCGUCUAGGACUAGCUCAAAACCGUGCAAUUUUUCAACGGAUACAUUUUUGAGAGCAGGGAAAAUUCAAGUUGACCACGAGAGAGUGAAACAACUGCGGGCUGAGAACUUCACAAUGGUUUUUAAAAUAAACCAAAUAAUGCGCAGUAAGAAUGGUGCACUGCCAACAGCUCGUCAGUUGGAAGCGGAGUGGAAAAAUACUAUUAAAGAAAUGCGUGCCAGAGCCAAAUACCCCUUGACCCUACCUGGCUUGGUAAAUUUGGAGCAGAUUGACGAAGAUGAUCGACCAAGAGUAUUCUUAGAAUUAGGAGUUGAAAAUGGGAAUAUUUUAGGAACGAUUGUGCUUUCGCUAUAUCUCGAACUAAUGCCAAUAACUGUAACGAAUUUUGUUGCAUUGUGCGAAAAUUUCAAAACCAAAGCCAACGAGAACAGAAAAAAUGGGAUUCCUCAUUUAGCGGGCUCUCCUAUACAUAGGAUAUUCCCAGACUUAUACUUUGAAGGAGGUGAUAUCCUAACUGGACAUGGUGGUACAGGAAUGGCUGCUCGUGGAGUCGACUUCUACCCCGAGCAUAUGGAGAUACCGCACGAUCAUGAAGGUACAAUAUCCAUGUCUGUGACACCAGAUGGACGAAUAAAUUCCUUAUUCGCCAUUAGUUUCCGACCUCUUGAGCUGCUGAAAGGCAAGCGUCCCGCAUUUGGUCGAGUAGUGAAAGGAUUGAAAUUGCUGGAGACUAUCAAAAGUUACGGAACUAAAAAUGGAAAACCUAAACAAAAAAUUCUCAUCACACGUUGUGGGUUAAUACAUCCUAAAUAAUGUACUUUUUAAGAAGCUUAAAAUUGUGCGCGUUCUUUAAAUAAAAUUGGCUGUGUUUUCUU